Molecule: messenger RNA, 1296 nt
Organism: Triticum aestivum (bread wheat)
Lineage: Eukaryota; Viridiplantae; Streptophyta; Magnoliopsida; Poales; Poaceae
Product: bifunctional L-3-cyanoalanine synthase/cysteine synthase, mitochondrial
Exons: 4
Coding region: 801-1043 (80 amino acids)
Source: RefSeq, a predicted model, not a curated record
GAGGUUCAGCUUCUCUCACGCCGCCGCCUGCUGGAUUUGAGCUUCCGUCUCCGCAGGUCACCGGCAUGCCCGACAACGUGCUCCGCGCACUGCAGCCAUGCCAGCCAAGCGCGCAUGCCCGGUCUUGGAUGGCCCGUGCGCCCAAGCGUGCGACGAGGAGACCAGAGAACUGCUGGCCCUCCCGGUGCGACGAAGGAGGCCCGCGUGGUGUUCCAACUGGAGAAAUACCUUCUCUGAUGUGCGUGCACCACAUUAAUUUGGACUCGCUGCUCCGGGCUAUGAAGCCAUUUCCGUUAACCUAGCUGCUUGUUAGUGACUUUUUUUUCAUGUAAUCCCGGGUUGUAUUUGGGGGCACUCUCUUUUGAUCAAAUAAAGUCAAGAGCAAUCUGGUUUACUGUUCUCUUGAAUAUGAGGAGGAUCGGCAUAUUGAUCAGAUGAGGAGCAAAACCUCACCUGAUCAAUAAAGUCAAGUGGCCAAUCCCUUGCAUUUCUCUUGAAUAUGAGACCACCGGCCCGGAGAUAUGGGCUUGGGCAGGUUGACAUCUUUGUCAUGGGGAUCGGCAGUGGCGGUACUGUCACCGGCGUCGGCAAGUACCUCAAGGAGAAGAACCCCAAUGCGAAGAUCUAUGGAGUUGAAGCAAAUAUUCUGAAUGGUGGCAAGCCAGGUAGCCUAUCGGGCUUUCUGUAAAUGAUGGUAGUCUUCUUUUAGUUUCUAUACUCAUGCUGCUAACAGAACCUAUCUGCAGGGCCUCACCUAAUCACUGGAAAAUGGAGUGGGAUUAAAGCCAGACAUUUUGGACAUGGACAUAAUGGAGAAGGUUCUUGAGGUGAAAGGCGAGGAUGCCGCCAAGAUGGCGCUGCAAGAGGGCCUGCCUGCUGGAGCCAGCACGGUGGCAGCGAUUGAACUCGCAAAGAGGCCUGAAAACAGAGGGAAGCUCAUCGUGUCUGUUCAUCCGAGCGCGGGAGAUCGAUACUUACCGUCGGCGCUGUUCGAGGGUCCGAGGAAGGAGGCUGAGGCUAUGCAGCCAGCGCCAGUGGACUAAAACCUGGAGCUAUAUAACGCAUACAGAAUAAAUCCACUGGCUACCAUGUUGCGCAAUUGUAGUUGUACCUCAUUCGCAGUUCUUGAGUUUGUUCCUUCAUUCACGUGGACCUCGUGUAAGCAAAAGUUGAAAUGGUUGGAAAAGAAGGGAUGUACUCCCUCCGUAAAGAAAUGUAAGAGUGUUUAGAUCGCUACUUUAGCGACCUAAACGCUCUUAUAUUUCUUCACAGAGGGAGUGAUGUACAUAUGUUUGA